GUGAUUAUAAUAUAUAUAUAUAUAUACUUUUGAGCUGCCUUCCGCACAAACAGACUAUAGCAUGAGCUUAGCAUGUAAUUAUACAAUAUGCACGUUGCGCUAGCGGCAGUGUUUACUACAGCACUUGUGGUGAAUUGCCAACCCGUGGCCAUACCUGCACCUGGUUGUGCUGAUGGUACUGAAGUGACGAAAGUGAUUGAUAUUGACUGUGGGUUCUUCCAUCUCAAGGAUAACAUUUUAUAUCAAUGCGGACAGCCAAGUCCCUACUGUACAAAUCUGGAUCUAUCUUUCAGUGGCAUCGAAAGCUUCUCACCCGGAGUAUGGACUAAUCUUUCUGGCGUAGAGGUUCUCAAUCUUGAAGGAAACUCGAUCUCGCAACUGGAGAUGUCUGCGUUUAGUGACCUUACUGCCCUGCGCACGUUGGAUUUGGAAGCCAACCAAAUCAUGUAUCUACAGGCAGGCGUGUUUGACGGACUGGAGUCACUGGAGAAUUUACUGUUGCAGAGGAACAAUCUCACCGGUUUACCGGACAAUGCAUUUGCGGGAAUGUACUCCCUUACCAAGUUGAAUCUUGACAGUAAUCAGAUCUCCGUUCUUGCAUCGGCCGCCUUUGCUGGCUUGCCUAAUCUGCACAUGCUGCUGCUGCCGUUUAAUCAAAUCAGUCAUCUGGAUGAUCUAAUAUUCUCGGGUCUCGCCUCUCUUACAGUGUUGGAUCUCGAGAAAAAUCUUCUUAGCCAGCUUCCAGUGAAAUUGUUUGCAAACUUGACUGCAUUGGAAACUUUAGACUUGGAGGAGAAUCAACUGGUUGUGUUACCAAUAGGGAUAUUUGCGGGCACGCCAAACCUGCAAACUCUUGACUUGCGCGACAAUAGGCUAAGUGAGCUGGAAGUGGGUGUUUUUGGUGGUCUACGAAGAGUGGUGUAUUUGCAUUUAGAAAUGAAUAGAUUUGGAGCGGGUUUGAGUGAGGGAUUGUUUGAGGACUGUUUUGAACUGCGGAAGUUGUACAUGGCUUCGUCGAAUAUAACAGUUAUGUCGCAGUGGGUUUUUCGCGGGCUGUAUAACUUAGAAAUGCUCGAGUUACAAGGCAACUAUCUCAGUGAGCUGCCUGAGGGAGUGUUUUCUGGACUAAAAUGGCUUGAGGUGUUGAAUCUCGAAUAUAAUAAUCUGACACACCUGCUGGAGGAUGUAUUCAUGAGCUUGACCGUGCUAACGAAAUUGCAACUGAACAACAACCGGCUUCAAACUCUACCCGCGACUGUUUUUUCAAGAUUGGAGUCUCUGAACAAAUUGUUUCUGCAACACAACCUGCUAGAUGAAUUACCGGCGGGGGUAUUUUCGGGCUUGACCUCCCUCACCAAACUGUAUUUCGGCUACAAUCAAUUGACGAGUUUGGCGGAUGAUACUCUGGAUGGACUUGCUUCAACUGUGCAGAUUGAUGCGAAAUUCAAUGCAGCACCUCUGGAGCAAUUUUUGGUACAAUACAUGCCCAUAUGAAAGGACACAUUCGUAUUGACCAAAAAAUAAUAAUAGUGGCGUGCUCGUUUACAUUAAGGCCGUGCCCGUCUAAUAGAUCAUGAGUUUACCAAGAAUAUGUCCUCAGUGGGAAAGUUCUUGUCGACAUGAUGACAUCUGAGACAUGUUGUACCUUCUUAGGUGCAACAUCUGUAAGAAGGCGUAGACAGCAGCGAACAACCGGACUGGCUCCGGGUGUCAAACUACAGCAAGCGCCAUUUGCAGAAUACUACAGGUCAACCACCGAAUUAUAGAAGUGUGGCCAGCUGCUCAAUCACAACUGCAACUGAUUUAUGUGUGAGAGUACAAUUUAGAAAAUGAGAUCUAUGGAUCUGGAUCUUAAUAUGCCCCGCAUCUUAUGUUUCAUCACUGCAGCACAUGCUGGACAUGGCGCUUGUGAUUGUAAAAUGCAUAUAUACGACUGCAGGAAAUCAAUUUAGAUAGUCUGCAUUCAAUUCUUACAAGGAGCAUCCCGAGUUUUCACUGGGAGCGCACAAUUGGCAAUACAUUUAUAUUGAUGGAGGCUAUUUCAUAGCAACACCACUGUCAGUAUGGAAAUACAUGGUCAUACCCGUGGUAGCAGGACUGUGUUAAUAUAAAAAGGACAAAUCUGAUGCGGAAUUGAUCAUGUUGCAAUGAUGCACAAGUAGUCACUCUUCAUGAUUCUUUCUCGAUGUUAAAGAGUAUAUUGUCGUCUUUAUAUAUUUACAUACAUGGUAAAUUGAUAAAACCUAUCGAUUUUGGUAUCAGGCCGGCAUGUACUUUUCUAGUCAAAUAUUACUGUUAAUAUCCGAGCUUUCUAUCUGCAUAUCUCAUCCCACAUCUGUUACUUGGAUACAACCCCAGAGAACUGUACCUGUCGACCAAGUGCUGUGGCGAACGAUUGAUUGCACAAUGCGCAUAAAUAAAGUUCAUUUUGCGACAUUCACUUAAUUGCGAUCGUGCUCACUCGUCACAGACCACCACUACAGCGCACCUGAUAGUACGAACACGAAUGUUUAUAACCUGCAUGCCCUGCAUGCAAUGGUUAA
Messenger RNA from Sphaeroforma arctica JP610, 2543 nucleotides. RefSeq lists its product as hypothetical. The transcript has 2 exons. Lineage: Eukaryota; Ichthyosporea; Ichthyophonida. The record is from RefSeq and is a predicted model, not a curated record. Gene Ontology annotation, molecular function: protein binding. Bases 88 to 1494 code for a protein of 468 amino acids.